Molecule: messenger RNA, 1190 nt
Organism: Mercenaria mercenaria
Lineage: Eukaryota; Metazoa; Mollusca; Bivalvia; Venerida; Veneridae
Product: sarcoplasmic calcium-binding protein-like
Exons: 3
Coding region: 322-726 (134 amino acids)
Source: RefSeq, a predicted model, not a curated record
UCGGCCAAGAAAUCUGUCUUCAAUGUCGGCUUAUUAAGCAAAAGGCACAUCAAAUCCUCGUAAGUGUAUCAGUAAUAUUCAAAGAAUAUGCAUUCUGUUUUCAUGAAUUGCAUUCUGUUAUCAUGAAUCAAUAUGUGCAAAUCUGAACCCUAAACACAAUUAUAGCAGCUAUCACAUGAUUAUUAAAUGCAUUGUGUGUAAGCUACUUAGAUCUGAGUGAUAGGUGUUCUGUAUUUGAAGGUUUAAAGUUUCUAGAAAUUUCUUUCAUUGUGUCAGUUUUAGUUACAUUAAACAGUGCUGGUUUAUCUGUUACUGAGCAAGAUGGCAAACGAUUAUCUAAUCUCUAAAUGGCGGAUGUAUUUCAAGGCCAUUGAUGCAAAAAACGAAGGACGUAUAACUAAGGAAUACAUUACUGAAGACAAGACAAAGUUUGCCGAUUAUCAUCAUCUGGAAGGUACCCGAAGAGAAGACAUGAUGGAAAGAAUAGAGCAAUGGUUUGACAAGUACAUUCUACAAGGAAAAUCUGGUCCUAUCUCAGAACAAGAAUUUGUAGAUAUGCUAAAUGAUGACUUCAAGGCCGACCGCGACAAAUUUGUGAAGAAAAUGCAAACCUCUUUUGAAGAAAGUUUUGAAAUAAAUAAUUUAGAUAAGGGUGAACUGCUCUCCCUCCGAGGAAGAUUUCGUAAUUGUUUUCCGGGCUUCUGGUCAGGAAGAGAUUGCAUCUGAGAAGAAGUUCUUUAAAGCUUACAAUCCUGUUGAUGGUUUUGUUCCGAUAAAGCAAAUUGUUGAAUCGUGGGUUCAUUUUCUGACCUGUGAGGACAGUUCUAAACCAGAUAUUGUGAAAUCUGCUCUGGAAACGGGAGUUCGAUUCAGUGCCACUGACCUUUAUGUUUAAAAGGUCGAUGACGAUAGAACACAUUGUCUAUGUGACUGUUGUGCCUACAUUUUGGUACAUCAUUGUGCUAAAAGAACACAAAAAUGUGAAAUUUUCUUAUAAUACUUAUUUGAUUUUAACUGAUUAAACUACCUUGUGGAACCUUUGCCUUCAAAAUUCUUGCGGCAUUUACUUUGAUCAGCCUUAAUUACUAUGCCGAAAUCAGCUGUUGCCUUCAGCAACACUGGGUUCAUCUUAUGUCAGCAAAUCAUACUAAUACCAUUAAAGGCUUAUAAUAAAAUAAAUCGAAAAUCAA